This is a messenger RNA of Aethalodelphis obliquidens (Pacific white-sided dolphin), 4209 nucleotides long. RefSeq names its product kelch like family member 26 (gene KLHL26). The record is from RefSeq and is a predicted model, not a curated record. NCBI's taxonomy places the organism in Eukaryota, Metazoa, Chordata, Mammalia, Artiodactyla, Delphinidae. The transcript is spliced from 3 exons. Gene Ontology annotation, molecular function: protein binding. Bases 1215 to 2978 code for a protein of 587 amino acids.
CGGUGGCGGCGGCGAGAAGAUGGCGGCGUCCGGUGGCAGUGGUGGCGCUGGUGGCGGCGGCUUCCGCGCGGGCCCGGGCCCCGAGCGCCCUAACAGGUGAGAACCAGCCCACAGGGUGGGCUUGCACCUGCCCCGGGGCUGGAGUGACCUAAGGGGAGUCCUGGAGGAGUGGCCUGGGCAGGCUCGAGGAUUUUUACGGGGGCUGCGGACUUUAGGUGGCUAUGGAGUACUGAGGGGACUGAGGGCUGUUCACGGGUCAUCCGAAGGCGGAUUGGGGGCCCCAGGGCCUCCAGGCGUCUGCAUGCGGCCCUAGGGGCCUGAGAGGGCUUUGAGGGGUGUGGAGAUCUGAAAGGAAACCCAGGGGCUCCUGACUGUGAUGUGGCCAUGGGGGAACUGGGGAUGCCAAGGGGUCUGGGAGGCAGGGAGGUCCUGAGCAGGGGCUAUAGGAAGUCUUGAGGUUGUUGAGGCUGUCUGGGCGACUCUGAGGAGGGGCUGAGGGGAAUUUGGAGGGCUGAGGCCCACGGCUUCUUGGAGGGUGCUGAAGGACCCUGAGGUUCCUAAAGGUGGUCCUGAGGACAUGCUGAGGGGACCUGGGAGGAGUGAGGACUGUAGAAGGUUGGGAGUAGGAGGCUCAAGCGAACCCAAGGGCCUGAAAGAGGCCUGAGGGACCAGGGAGAACCUGAGAGAGGGAGCUGAGGGGCCCUGGGGGUCCCAGUGAGUCCUGAUUGGCAGGGAGAGGUCUUGGGGACCCAGGGGUCCUGGGGGGCUAGAAUGGGUCUUGGGAAGCCUGAAGAUGGUGAGAGAGCGCUGAAGGUUUAAAAAAUACAUGAGAAGGGUCCGACCUUGUGGCUCCUCCCUCCAAGCCCCAUGGGUUGUAAAUCCCAUUCACCCCCAGGGAAAAGAACUUGAAGCAUGGUCUUGCCCUCAGAUCAUGGUGGAAGAAUUCACCCCUUUUGGUCUGAGAGAGGCCCCCUUUCCCUUUGGACAAGUCCUGAGACUGGUUGUUUGAACCGCAGAAUUGGCAUAGCAAUUGAAGGUAUUUUUAUGCAUUGUUCUGGGUUCUCAGAGGGAAAGGGGGGAUCUUAGGAUGUAAGACCUCCCUCCCUCUUCCCAUUGCACAAGGCCAGAGUAAUCUAGACCUUCUCAUCCCAGUCCCCCAGGAUAGUCUGCUACCCUCGGUGACCAAGGAAGAAAUUCGGACUUUUUCUUGCUGCAUGGCCGACAAGAACGGGGCCCUCAAGUGUACCUUCUCAGCCCCGGGCCACAGCACCAGCCUCCUGCAGGGCCUCGCCGCCCUCCGCGCCCAGGGCCAGCUCCUGGAUGUCGUGCUCACCAUCAACCAAGAGACCUUUCACGCGCACAAGGUGGUCCUGGCCGCCUGCAGCGACUACUUCAGGGCCAUGUUCACGGGCGGCAUGAGGGAGACGAGCCAGGACGUUAUUGAGCUGAAGGGCGUGUCGGCCCGCGGCCUGCAGCACAUCAUCGACUUUGCCUACAGUGCCGAGGUGACACUGGACCUGGACUGUGUGCAGGACGUGCUGGGUGCAGCCGUGUUCCUGCAGAUGCUGCCCGUGGUGGAGCUGUGUGAGGAGUUCCUCAAGGCCGCCAUGAGCGUGGAGACCUGCCUCAACAUUGGCCACAUGGCCACCACCUUCAGCCUGGCCUCGCUCAAGGAAUCGGUGGACACCUUCACCUUCCGGCACUUCCUGCAGAUUGCCGAGGAGGAGGACUUCCUGCACCUGCCGCUGGAGCGCCUCGUCUUCUUCCUGAAGAGCAACCGGCUGCAGAGCUGCGCCGAGAUUGACCUGUUCCGUGUGGCCGUCCGCUGGCUGCAGCACGACCCCGCCCGGCGGCUGCGCGCCAGCCACGUGCUCUGCCACAUCCGCUUCCCGCUCAUGCGGUCCUCAGACCUGGUGGACAGCGUGCAGACGCUAGACAUCAUGGUGGAGGAUGUGCUGUGCCGCCAGUACCUGCUGGAGGCCUUCAACUACCAGGUGCUCCCCUUCCGGCAGCAUGAGAUGCAGUCGCCGCGCACAGCCGUGCGCUCGGAUGUGCCCUCGCUGGUUGCCUUUGGUGGCACGCCCUACACCGACAGCGACCGCUCGGUCAGCAGCAAGGUGUACCAGCUGCCCGAGCCGGGGUCCCGUCAUUUCCGUGAGCUGACGGAGAUGGAGGUGGGCUGCAGCCACACGUGCGUAGCCGUGCUGGACAACUUCGUGUACGUGGCCGGGGGUCAGCACCUGCAGUACCGCAGUGGCGAGGGUGCCGUGGACUCCUGCUACCGCUACGACCCCCACCUGAACCGCUGGCUGCGCCUGCAGGCCAUGCAGGAGAGCCGAAUCCAGUUCCAGUUGAACGUGCUGUGCGGCAUGGUAUACGCCACAGGUGGCCGCAACCGGGCCGGCAGCCUGGCCUCAGUUGAGAGGUACUGCCCGCGGCGCAAUGAGUGGGGCUACGCCUGUUCACUGAAGCGCCGCACGUGGGGCCACGCGGGUGCCUCGUCUGGGGGCCGCCUCUACAUCUCGGGCGGCUACGGCAUUUCGGUGGAGGACAAGAAGGCCCUGCACUGCUACGACCCCGAGGCCGACCAGUGGGAGUUCAAGGCUCCCAUGAGCGAGCCCCGAGUGCUCCACGCCAUGGUGGGCGCUGGCGGCCGCAUCUACGCCCUCGGUGGCCGCAUGGACCACGUUGACCGCUGCUUCGACGUGCUGGCUGUGGAGUACUACGUGCCCGAGACGGACCAGUGGACCAGUGUGAGCCCCAUGCGGGCUGGACAGUCAGAGGCCGGCUGCUGCCUGCUGGACAGGAAGAUCUACAUCGUAGGGGGCUACAACUGGCGUCUCAACAACGUGACAGGCAUCGUGCAGGUGUACAACACCGAGACGGAUGAGUGGGAGCGCGACCUGCACUUCCCGGAGUCCUUUGCCGGCAUCGCCUGUGCCCCCGUCCUGCUGCCCCGGGCCAGGACCAGGAGGUAGCUCCCCAGACCCCGGUUCCCGGCCUGGCCGCCUGCUGUUUCUGCGAGGGGCUUGGCGGGUGCGUGUCUGGGCGGGGAACUUCAAAUCCCCACCCCCGCGGGCUGGUCUCGCAUAAGGCACCCUCCUCACCCCCCCCCCUCCUUCCUGAAGCAGAUUCUGGCUCUGUGCCCAGUGGGGGAGGCUGCCAGCAACAAGGCUGAUGUGGCAGCAAACUCACACCCAAGGCGGUUUCCUCGCCCACCUUCAGUUCUCGCUGGCUGCCUGGCGGGCGGGAAUCGGGGUCUCCUUUGGGGCGUCGUGGUGUGGCUUUGCCCCACUUCUCUCCCCUCCCCCUGCCUGGAGGUCUGAGAAAUGCAGAUACGAACUCGUUCCCGGUUGAUCCCCAAAUUCCCCCCAACCCCCAUGAGUUGCAUGCGUCCUUUUUAAAAUAAACAUACCCCAAGUCUCUAACAUAUGGACCUCCAGGAGCAGGAGAAGCGGCUGGCAAGUACCUGGCUCGGGUUGGCCAGAAGGGCACGUUUCCGCCUCCCCAAGAAGCCUGAGCUGCUGGGCAGGAGGGAGCCGGCACUCAUUUCUAUUCCUGGCCUGGGUCUUAGCACCUUCAGGGUGUUCUGUCAUCCGCUUUCAGGAGGAAAAACAACACAGCCAGCUCCCAGAGACCGUCCUUACGGGCAUCAGGCCUUCCCGUUUGGCCCUGGGUGAUGUGUGGGGCCUUAAUAAGAACGGGCUGACUCUCCUCAUCCCUGUCCCGGUCCCAUGAAUGAAAGGGGACGCCUGCUUCAGAAUCUCACAGUGCAUCUGCAUUCCACAGGCCUGUCCCGUGCUUUUUAUUUCUCCCCCUCUUUCCAGCCCUCUGCUCCCCCCAACCCUGUGUUCAGGUUGACAUGCCGCAGGCCUGUGCCCACCCUGCGUGGGAAGUCAGGCGGGCUGUGAGGCCUCUGACUUCAAGGGCUUUGUGGCAUCUCCAGCCACAUUUGCUUUGGUGUCUAAACCUCAAAACCAUUUUUUUUUGUUGUUGUUCUCUUCUGCUUUUUUUUAAGAGGCCAGCACCACUGUCUUAUAAAUGGGAUUUGUACCCUCGGGGCAACUUAAAGUGUCUCUUCUGCUGCUAAUGGACGAUUGAUGUCGUGUCUCUGUGACCCGCUCGCCAUGUAAAUAAUUAACCUCAUACCUUAGCAGACGUUGUCUCCUAAUACUUUCCUUUUAUUUAAUAAAAAUGUUAUGGUAAAAA